AUGAUCGCUAACAUUACUGACAGCGCCCAUUGGGGCCUAGGCCGUCACUUCUUCUACUUGUCCGAUAAUGAAAAACUACACGCCAUGAAAUGGGAUUUCACCUCCCAGCCCAUUGCUGUCGCGUCGGCCAUGGUGUCUCGAACAGGCAUGAUGUGGUUCCUGCUGACCUGCUUCGCGGCGAGUGAUCGCAGGAUCAGAAUGUCAAUCAUCGUCUGCGCGGUCAUCCAAGUAGUCGCCAAUAUGAUUACCAUUGCGCAAAUCAUCGUUCAAUGUGGACCCAAUCCAUACCGCACGGCCGAUCGCAUCCAAUAUUUCCAUUAUAUGUGGACACCACUUCCAGAAGAUGGUUCAGUGCAGUGUCAAUCGCCCAUGGUGCAAACUACCGUUGGGUUUGUCCAGGGAGGCUUCAACACCCUCAUUGAUUUCUUCUUGGCUGCUUUGGCUGCCAUGGAACUCUGGCAGUUCUUUCUUCGAACUUUACACCGCGAUCCCAAUAUCUCUUUCUGGUCCCAAUUCCGCAAGAUCAACAGCACCGUUCGUUCGCGUCGCAUUUGGCAGACCAUCACCUUGAGUGGCCCACUACUACUUUCAGGCGUGGCAUCGAUUAUAAAAACCUAUAAACUCAAGUCACUAGGCGAUCGAUUAGAUUUCACCUACAAUAUCGUCUCCUUCGUACUCUGGGUAAAAAUCGAGAACUACAGCAUCCUCCUUGCAUCCUGUGCCCCCGUCGCCCGUCUCUUCCUCCGGGCCGUUGUCGAUUCCCGCCGCGGUGGCCGACCAGGAUACUGGUCACGCUCCAAGUCCGCAAAUAACCAAAACAACAGUGCCGAUACGGAGAUGAAACGCAAGCCCAAAGAUCAAUGGGACUCGACGACCGUGACGGGGUGGCAAGAUGAGGAGAAUUGCCCGACAGAUUGGCCGACUCAUGAGCGGUCGGAGAGUCGGAUUUCCCGGGCUCAGCAGCCGGAUCACAUUGAUGAUGGCUGUGUUACGGUGAAGACGGAUAUCGUGGUUCAGGUGGGGAAAAGUCGGCCAAGAUCGACUUCCUCGGGUGGCACCCGAUUACUUCCUCCUACUAGUGAGGAUGGGGACUCACAUGAUUCUGGAUUUAUCUAA
Messenger RNA from Penicillium verhagenii, 1116 nucleotides. RefSeq lists its product as uncharacterized. The transcript is spliced from 4 exons. The record is from RefSeq and is a predicted model, not a curated record. Bases 1 to 1116 code for a protein of 371 amino acids. NCBI's taxonomy places the organism in Eukaryota, Fungi, Ascomycota, Eurotiomycetes, Eurotiales, Aspergillaceae.